AUGCGGCAGAUCAUUGGCAUACUUGUGCUCAUGCUGAUGCAGGUGCUCGCGGUGACAUGGCAGCAGCAGCCGACAUCUUCCACCAGUGCCAUGACUCCCAACCCAACCAUUUGCGGUGAAAUUGUGAAUAACGAGGAAGUGUCUAUAUUCGACGCGAGCCAAGCCUACAAGUGUCUGACGAGCCUUCCGUUCCACGCAGAUAUUGCCAGUCAACUUGUCCAAUAUCUCAACGACAUCGUUCAAUUCCACAGUACUCUCGCCUAUUUGGCUGAUCCACCACAGAGCUACCAGCAGCCGGCCGUUGACCUCGUAGCCGGGUUGUCUCAACUCCAACGUGAUAUUGAUGAUAAUAUCUUCCGCAAUGAAUAUGCCUUUGAGACGGCUCUGAACCACUUGAUCCAUGCUGCCCAUGAUGAUCAUCUUACACUCGUCGGCGGCGCACUGUCCCGAUUUACAUAUGCAGCUCCUUACAGCAUCGUGUCUGUUUCGUUGGACGGGGUAGAGCUGCCCAAGGUUUACAUCUCAGAUGAUUUAUUCGCCAACGAAACGGGUUGUCUACAUUGGCAGCCGUCAGCCAUCGCAACCGUUAAUGGUCAGGAUGUCGUUGAAUACCUGAUGCAGUUUGCUUCUGUUAACUCCAUCGGAAAGCUUGAGCCUCAUGCAGAUUGGAACAUGUUGAUGCGAAGUGCGGCAUUGGACAUCCAAGGAAAACGGGAGGUCUUCCACGGAGCUGCCACCUCCUACCCAGGAGACUUCAUUACAUUUACGUUCGAGAACGGUACGACGCUCGGCCCCCUUCCUUGGAAGGCUUCAUUCUGCUGCCAGGAGGGCAAUGGAUCGCUGCAGACGAUGGACGACUUCUAUAAUCUUUUUGUCCUAGGCGGCUAUCCUGCGUCAUCCGACGAAAGCCUGGCGGCAUCCACGACGACUAUCUCCAAGCGAGGAGUCGUGAUCUCAUCGAACACAUCAACUCCCAAAUUAACUCCUUUUGAAAACCCAGCAUAUCCCUCAAAAGCUGAUGUAAUAGAGGCAAGCUACACUAGGAAUGGGGGAUCGCUUCUAAGAGGUUACUUCUUGCAUGAUGCCUCCUUAGCAGUUCUUAGCAUUCCGCAUUUUGUGGCUGCCACCGAUGCUCCCCAAUCGUUCAGCAACACAGUUAAGAAAUUCCUCGCACGCAGCACCAACGCAGGCCUUAAGAAAGUAGUUAUUGACGUACAACAGAACCCAGGUGGAAGCCCUUUGUUAGUACUUGAAGUCUUUAAGAUAUUUUUCCCUUCCAUUACGCCGUGGGCAAGUAGUCGUCGACGCGUUCAUCCAAUGGCAAACGCUCUAGGUUCUGUCCUAACAACCUACUGGCAAAACCUCACCAUGGACCAUCCGGAGUAUCACAAGUUAAUAGCUAACGAGUGGGUGGUAACCGGCCGGCUGGACCUAGAUACUGGAAGAAACUUCACCUCGUGGGAUGAUUUUGUCGGACCAGCAGAUCAUUAUCGUGGAGAUGGCUUUACGAAGAAGGCAAGUAUCCAAACCCAAUCCUUCUACCCCGAGCAAUACAAUUUAUCAAGCACCUUAUUUACCAUGGGGGCGGCUGGAAUUGAAAUCGAUGACCAUGAUGACGGUCAGCCAUAUAAACCUGAGGACAUCAUUAUCCUGAGUGACGGGCUCUGCUCGUCGGCAUGUGCACUUUUCAUGGAACUUAUGCAUCAUGAAGCAGGAGUGCGAACCGUUGUAAUCGGAGGCCAACCCAGCUAUGGGCCGAUGCAGGCACCAAGUGGAACCCGUGGUGCAGCAGUUUACAAGGCUGAGGAUAUACAUGAAGACAUCGGCCUGGCGCGAGGCAUUGACAAAUCGGCGCAUGUGGACUUACCCAACCGCGCACAUGUGUUCUUCAUUAAUACCGCCACAGUCAAUCUUCGAGACCAGGUCCGGCACACUGACACCUCCGCCACUCCUUUACAAUUUCUCUAUGAGGCCGCUGACUGCAGGAUAUUCCUCGUUCCCGAGACCUGGUACAACUAUACCAAUCUCUGGAAGUAUGCUGCAGGCGCAAUAUGGCAGAAUCCCGCACUUUGUGCCAAAGGCUCAAGGACGGAGCAUACCCAGCCGACUCAUCCUUCAGUGCCAGGAAAGCCUUACACUGCGAGCAGUGUUCUAUCCAAUCUGGCAGACUCUCAAUCCGAUGAACAUCCCCAAAGCAUACAAGACAAAUCCAACUUUAUCCAAGACGCCGCAGAACGUUCAAGAAACCAUCUAGGAAAGCCUUGUUGGGACAAAGAGGAUUGUGAUCUUGGAGGCAGUUGCUCAUGUAAGGCGGUCAUGGUUUGUGUUCACCAAGUGAUAUAUAAGAACCAGAAAUUUGAAGACAUAUAUGAGCCAGAAUUGCGGAAACUAUGUGUUUCAGACUGUAUGCUGAACACACCCUGCCCUGAUAGCACUCGACCUAGGUGCCAAACCUUACAUUCGGACCCUCGUGGCAAGCUUCGUUUUGGCUAUUGUGGGCCUCCGAAAGGACCAUGUACCUCUCCACAGGCUCAGGCCCCUGUUAUUGCAUACCGGGGAGAGGGUGAGGGCACUUGUUAUGGCACAAAGGACACUCUUACAUGCUAUGACUCAAAGAACGUCACAAAGUCCCGCAUGGUAAAUGUGCAUCCCCAGAUUUAUUCGCCAGAUGCUCUUGUCCACUAUCGCGACGAGACAACGGGGGAGAGAAACUGUUGUUGCAGGGCCAGAAAUCGUGUCUGCACGGGCACCUCCAAUCUACAGUGUACACCAACGAACAGCGAACCUGUUUGUGUUUGCUCGGACAAAACUCUGCAAUGUCCGGUGCACCUCUAG
Messenger RNA from Aspergillus bombycis, 2835 nucleotides. RefSeq lists its product as uncharacterized. The transcript is spliced from 5 exons. Gene Ontology annotation, biological process: proteolysis. The record is from RefSeq and is a predicted model, not a curated record. NCBI's taxonomy places the organism in Eukaryota, Fungi, Ascomycota, Eurotiomycetes, Eurotiales, Aspergillaceae. Gene Ontology annotation, molecular function: serine-type peptidase activity. The coding region runs from base 1 to 2835 and encodes 944 amino acids.